AUGCAGCCAUGCACCGUGCACAUUGGAUCCAUCUCUGAGCUACUACCUGCUGGAGUCAGAGUCCAAUGUCAUCCCAAACCACACGCUGUGCAGAAAGAAGCGCCUCUUGCGCUCGCUGGCCUAGUCGGCUGCAAUGCCUUUGCGAAGUUCAAGAUACGCCGGGUGGAACAGUCUGUGCAGCGGCGAUUUGGCGCAGCAGGGGCAGCAUAUUCCACCAAGCAAUCGGCGAUAGCCUAUGACGAGGAAAGUCAGUGCCUUCGCGCCAUGCUUAACUUGUCAGCUGGAGAGGUUCUUCUCGAAGAGAGCCCGUUGGUCCUCCUGGAGGACUCUGCAGAGGGAGUUGAUGAUUUGGGCUCAGAGGAGGACCUAUGGCGUGGGUUCAGACGACAUCGCUGCUUCAAGGCAGCUGACACUUUCAAGCUGCUAGAUGCAGAUGCCAGGACAGCAGUUCUAUCACUUUACACCCCAGCAUCUGAGAACCAGCUCCAGGACUGGUCUGUAGAACAGGAAGCAGCUGGAGGCGACCCAGAGGUACUACGGUUUCUUCAAGUUCUACGUGUGAACGGAAUCGAGGUGCCGUUCAGCUUCACUGGGCUUUACAACCUCGCUUGCCGUGCCAACCACUCGUGUGCGCCUUGCUGUCGUGUUUCGGUGGCCGAAGGCGGUCAGCUCAGGAUAGUGGCGCUACGGCCGAUACUCGCAGGAGACGAGGUCACAGUGUCCUAUUUGUCUGAACUGGAACUUCUGGAGGUUGGAUCAGUCCGAAGGAAGAUGCUGGAGACAACUUGGGACUUCCGCUGUACCUGUUCAAGGUGCUCUGCACCAGAUGACCGACGUUCAACUCUGUGCCGGGCAUGCAUUGGUGCUGGCCGGCCCAGUGGACUUGUUGCCCUUCAAACCAGAACUGUCCAGUUGGGCGGAGCGACUGCUGAAUUGGAAAGCUGGUCUGUUUGCAGCAAGUGUGGUGCAGUGCCAGAGGCCUCAGUACUCACAGAAAGCGAAAACAUUUGGGUUAGGCGAUAUGAGCAGCUGCCAAGCUGGUGCCGUGACUCGCUCCGCAGCUUCUUAGCACCGAAGGCUCCAAAGCUGAGCAUCGCUGCAAUCGAAGAGGAGGAUGGACCAGUGGAUUUGCAAACUCAAGAUGAAGCAACAUACGUGGCCCAAAGCUUGGCCGAUAUGAUUCAACUCCACAGAGACUUUGCGCAAGUUGAGUUUUUGGAGGCUCACUGGCUUGCAGCCGACAUUGCGGGUGCGAGCGCUGCAGCAGGACUUUUGUUGUACAAAGGAGCAGAUGGAGACCGGGCUUUGUCCGAUGCUUGCAAGGACACAAUUUCCAGAUUGGAAUUGAAACCAGAAGAGAUCUCUCGAGCUGCAGAGAAGAGGCUUCAGGCUGUGAGGGGAGUGUUUGGAGAGGAUACAUUCUCUGUGGAAGCAGCCCAGUUGCUAAGGUUGAAGGCCUUGGCUGCGGAUAUCGACGGUCCUGGUGGGAUGGAACCGAUGGAACUCAGAAGGAGAUCGUUUGAGAUAGCUCUGCCGCUGCUUCCACCAGGGAAACACUCUGCCAGUAUAUCAGCUAUACCUGACAAAGAUCUGACGGAUGAUUUUCUCUAUGAUGUGCUCCUAGAACUUGCUGAGUGACUCGC
Molecule: messenger RNA, 1643 nt
Organism: Cladocopium goreaui
Lineage: Eukaryota; Dinophyceae; Suessiales; Symbiodiniaceae
Source: the annotation of a GenBank genome assembly